Myzus persicae (green peach aphid) is the source of this 3027-nucleotide messenger RNA. Its product is annotated as myb-like protein AA. The transcript is spliced from 5 exons. Bases 497 to 2059 code for a protein of 520 amino acids. NCBI's taxonomy places the organism in Eukaryota, Metazoa, Arthropoda, Insecta, Hemiptera, Aphididae. The record is from RefSeq and is a predicted model, not a curated record.
GUAUCUGUCGUCUUAAUCGUCGAACUUUACUCUAUCGCGGCCCGCGGACGUCUCUUCGUGCACUGUUUAAACUACGACGGCCGCGUAGCACGAGACAAAGUCAGACAAAAACUUGGUCUCUCGAUAAAAUCAUCACUCAAUAAUAAUAAUCUUAAUUACCGAAAAAAUAUUUGUUUAAAUUGCCACCGUCGCACAACACGAGUUUCUAAAAUGUCAAUAUUAUAAUACUGCUGCUACUCACCACAUCUCUGCUCCAGAUGUCAACUGCUGUUUUUGUCUUUAUUUCGGCCGAGUUCAUAAUAAUAUCAUAAUAUCUCCGUCGUCGGCCGGCUGCAGAUCGCCGUACGAAUGCGAAUUUAUUCGAUUGCAAUAAGUGGACGUUUAAUGACCAUCGUCCGAUAGAGAGGAAAACACCGACGGGCCUGUCAAUUCCAUCACACUGCAGCAGACACUAACGAGCAGAUACGGUUUUAAUUGUUGUGAAAUUCCUACCACGAUGGAUAGGAAUAACAGAAUAUACAACUUUGGUCCAGACGGCCGAGACGCGUGUUGGGCUGCAUUGUCUAAUUCGUGGAGCCGUUGUCAGUAUCAGCAAGACCUUAACACAAUGACAGUCUCAUGUGAUAGUACAUCAUCGAGUGAUGCCGGAGAUCACAAGUCCAAAGAUAUAUCAAUAUCAGUUACUUCGAGGUCGGUCAGUUCAUGUAGGUCAAUCAAAAAAACUAGCGUCUUGCAGACGUCGCUGUCUCCGAGGCCAAAACCACAACCAUCAUCUUCACCGAGAACCCCCAAACCCAAAUCAUUUAAACAGUUAGACACACAACAACAGCUGAAAUCGGCCAACAGUCGGCUUUCCAGUUCGGUAGAGGUUAUAAAGCAAGUGAUUUCGGAACCACCAUCAACUAAUGAUCAGUGCAACUGCAGCCAAUCUGGAUAUUCGGAACUGUCCGUCGUCAACAGCGUCAUAAGCAACAACAAUAACAACAACGAUGACAAAAGCACCCAUAAUUUAGGGUCUAUGGAAACUGUUGACGUUGUCAACCAGAAGCAACAGCAACUGAUGUGCGCUGAUAACUCCGGAUCUUCGGUAGACAUUACAGAACCAACCACCGUUUACUCCGAGAAGCCAGUAAUAAUAUUACAGAACGAAUGUGGCGACCACAUUGUAUCUGUGUCUAGUCCGUCGACUCCGUCCACUACUAACGAGCAGCAAAUCGAGAAUGCACAGCAAAGUAAAGGUGAAAACGUUUCAUCCGUUUCCUCUGAGUUGGUUCAGUCAACUGCCAACAAGCAGCUAACCGAAAGUGCACAGCAAAGUGAAGGUGAAAACGUUUCAUCCGUUUCCUCUGAGUUGGUUCAGUCAACUGCCAACAAGCAGCCAAUCGAAAGUGCACAGCAGAUCGAAGAUAAAAACGUUUCAUCCGUUUCUUCUAUAUUGAUUCUGUCCACUGCCAACAAGCAACCAUUCAAGAGUACACAGCAGAUCGAAGGUGAAAAUGUUUCAUCCGUGUCCUGUCCACUGACUCCGUCCACUACCGUCGACCAGCAAUUCAAGAGUGUACUGCAAGUCGAAGGUGACAACGUUUCAUCCAUGUACAAUCCACUAUCUUCAUCCAUUACUAUCGAGCAGCAAAUUGAGAGUGUACAGAAUAUUGAAGUCGAAAACGUUUCAUCCGUCUCCUGUCAACUAACUAUGUCUACUGCCGUAGAGCAGCAAAUUAAUAGUGAACAGCAGAUCAAAAGCGAUCCGGUAUUAUCCGUGUCCAGUCUACUGUUUCCGUCCAUGGCCGCCGAAAACUUGAUGAUGCCGGAAGUCACUAACGUCGAGAACCUAACAGCCCUUAAAGUUGUUAUGUCGUCGUCACAGCUGCAGCCACUGCACGAAGAUGACGAUGAGUGUCCCGUUCAAUCAAAUACUGAAAUUAUGGUGCUCUCAGAAAAACCCGCUUUGUCCAAGUACGAGACGAAGAUUAAAGAGAUAGACAACAACAUAAUUUCGUACUCAAAAUCGAUCCUGUGCACGGUGCUGGUCGUCGUGGUCCUUCGCGUCUUGUUUUGAUACAAUACGAUCUAAUUUUUUAAAACUAUUAUAUUAUAAGAUUUCUAUGUUGUCCAUUUAUAUAUUAUAGUAUUACUUACGUACGAGUAAGGUUUUCCACCAACCGGUUGAGAGAUUAUCGAUUUUCAAAAGCAUUCGUCAUAAUUUAAACGGAUGUUUUUGAAAAUCGAUCGUCUAUGGACCCGCGGUAAACGUUACUCGUUCGUAUCGAGUGAUGAUAAUAAUAAUUUACUUCGCAUCCUAGAGAUCAAAACUCUUUAUUCACAUUAUGUUAUACGUAAAUUCGUUGUGAUUUUUUUUCCAACUACCUACUGAUGAUUUAUAUUUUACUGUUUAAUUAAUUUCAUAAUAUUUUUUUACACCGUUUAGUUAACACAAUAAUUAUUAUUACUACUAUACCAUAUUGCUGCAAGUCCAUUAUUCAACCAAAUAAAUUAUUGAAAUCUCAACUGCAGUCAAUUUAAGUUAAAUUAUCGUCACUUUCAUUUAUUAUUAUUAUUUGCUAUUUACGUACUAUGGGUAUUAUUUAUGUACUAUAUAUUUUUUACAAUGCGAGUUAUUUUUAUUUUUAUUUGAAUUAUUGUACUAUUUUUGAUAUAUUAUCGUUACGAUUGAAAACUGAUUUUUCGUCAUAAGUGAAUUGCAUAUUAUAAAUGUUAUAAGUACAGGAUUUCAGUUUUAAUUACAAAAAAAAAUCUUGAACGAGUGUUUUAUAUGUUUGUUGUUAAUUUAUUUUUUUGUAGUUAAUUCACGUGUUCCUGUAUGUAUAACGUAAGCUUAAAAAAUUGUUUUUCACUGUACCAUUAUUGUAUUACAUAUUAUUAUACUAUUUAUUUGAUUGUCGAUUAUUACAAAAUCACUCAUAAAUACUAAUAUAUUAUACUUGACGAGUUAAAUGUCCAUACUCUCAUGAGAAUUGAUUUAUUAUAACAUUUAAAGUUAAGAAAUUUAUUUUAUAUUAAUCACAU